Candidula unifasciata is the source of this 3133-nucleotide messenger RNA. The record is from the annotation of a GenBank genome assembly. Lineage: Eukaryota; Metazoa; Mollusca; Gastropoda; Stylommatophora; Geomitridae.
GCAAUCGCGGCUCAGCACAAGCUAGAGUACGCUGAACAAAUCAAGGCUGACCAAGAGCUACAUGAUCAGAUUGCUGCCCAACGGGCAGAGCUGCGCUACCGUCGACAUUAUGACAUCUGUGCUGGCAUUGUCAAUGACAUUUUGGAUUUCAGCAGCAUAGUGGUGGAAUACAGAGAGCUCACUAACAACCUUGUGCCUGCCAAACUGAUGAGGGAAUGGAAGCUUCUCUUUGUUCAAGGGCAGCCACUCUAUGAGAAAAUAGACUUUGAUGAUAAUGAGUUCUUUUCAGAACUAAUUCUGGAGGCCGAGAGACACGACCUGUUGGAUGAUGCAGACUUGCUGGAGUACAGGAGUAUGACAGGAGAGUGGCUUCCCCCUGAGAGCUGUGAGGUCAAAGGGCCACCAAGAGAUAAUCCAGUGGUCAGCCAUGUAAUACAGAGACUGUUCAGCAUUGCACAUCCUCCGACUCCACCCCCUGCUGCACCAGAGUUCCCAGCAUUUCCUGUCCGUGCUUGUGUACUUGGUAAAGCUUUCAGUGGCAAAAGUACCUGUCUCAAACGAUUGGCUGAGGAGCACAAUGUAUGCAUCCUCGACCCGGAGAUUCUGGUUCAGGAAGCAGUUGAGGCAUUUAAGAGUGGUGAAUUAGAAGUAGCAGAUCAGGAAGUUCAAGUAGAUUUUAGUGAGCACCUUGAUGAUGUUGCAUCUGUAGAACAUAGGACUUCCAAGGAUGAGCCGGGUCACUCUAGUGAAAUAGAGAAGACCGCUUCCAUCGUCAUCACAAUUGAGUCGCCACAUGACUCUCAGACAUCCAGUGUGGGUCCACCCAACAAACAUGUUCAACCUCAGGUACUGUCAUCAUCAUUGAUAUCAUCAUCAUCAUUAUUCAUUCCUUGUCUUUGUGACCUGACGACCAGAGCUCAGCUUGGCUCAAAAGCAAUGGCAUGUUUAAAGAAGGGACUUCCUGUGGAUGACCACAUAGUGGUGGAAAUUCUGGCCGAGGCAAUCAGGCAAAUCCCAGAAGGAACAGGCUGGAUUCUGGACGGUUAUCCUAGAAACUACAACCAAGCUAAGCUUCUAGAGAAAGCUCUCAGUGGCUGUGACUCCAGUGCUGUUGAAAAGAAACAGAAAGAGUUUCAGGAGAUUCACAAGAACAGCCUAGUGCCCUACCCACAGGCCACCCAAGAACCAUCGACGGCACGUAGUGGUAUAGAUGUGGUCAUUCUCUUUGACAUCAGAGAUGAGCUGUGUUUGAAGAGAGCAGCCGGAAGAUAUGAACAAGUUCAGGCGGAGAAGACAUUUCAUGAACAAUUUGAGCCACCACCAGAAGGUAGCGCCACAGGUGGUGGUAAAGUGGAGAAAGUACAGCCUGUGUCAGAUCCUCAUUACGAUAAAGAGCAGAUUCAGACCAGAAUCACUGGAUUUAUCAAUCAUUGGCCAAAAGUGCAGAAGUGGUUUCUGAAAUAUGGCACCCUGAAAACUGUGGAUGCCAGUUUGGAGAAGGAAGCUGUUUUUCAGGAAACUGAAAAAAUUCUAGAAGAUUCCAUAAACAGGGCACCAGGAGGUCCACCUGAGGCAGGGCCAUCUGAAAUACCAGCUGCAGAAACUCCUGCUCCAGGGGGACCUGAAACCAGACUGUCAAGAGCUGUAUCUGCUGUGAAGGAAGGUGGGUUGACUUAUGGUUCAAAGGGAUCCAAAGAAACUAAGUCAUCAGAGAAAUCUGGUACAGAUGUGAUGCCGUCAACCAGUAAACUCAUUGCAGAAAAACCCUUGGCAGAUGAAAUAUUCGAACCGGCCAGAAAACAAGAAGUAGAUGUAGAAUUUGAUAUUCUCAUUUCGGUUAACUUAGGUAAUCACAGGAAAGCACUUAGUUUUGUGGCCAGCAGUUCACCAAAAGACAAGAAGUCAAGGUCACCAAAAGGCAAAAAGUCAGACUCAAGUAGCCCCAAGAGGAAGGGAAGUAGAGGUUCUGCUUCGUCUGAUAAAAGAAAAUCACACACAAACAAGAUUACAGAGGUGGAAAGUCGUUCAGAACCAGAGCUUCCUGUAGGGCCUCCACCUCCCAAACCUGGAGAUGAUGAAUGGAUCUUUGUGGAUUUAGAUAUUGAUAUUGAGCUGGCCAAGGUGUUGAUGAACCACUGGGAAGAGCUGGAGAAAGCUUACGUGAGAAGCCUCAAGACUGUGUUCCGCAAUAUUCGUGAUGAGAGGGAAACCAUCUUUCGAUAUUUCUUCCAGAUAAGAAAAGAUUUCAUCCAGUAUCUAAUGAAGCCAGACUGCAAGCAGGAGUACAUCACCCAGUGGCAGAAGACAUACAAUGAAGUUCCAGAUGAUCUGAGAGAUGACGAAGAGAUGAAAGCUGAGCUGCAUCAGCAGGUGGAUGAUCUGGUUGACCGACUCUGGAGCAUCUGUGAUGAGAGGAAAGAGGCGGCAGAAAAUGAGAGACUGAUGAUCAUGAAGGACGGAUGGUUGGACGAUCAUUUAGGUAUACUUACCAACCACUACCUGACUGUAAUGCAGAAUAUGUUUAAACUUGGAGAUAUUGUAGAAAAUAACACAGUGAGACUUCUGAAAGAUUACUACCGAGGGAUGCAAGGGCUCAUCCCAGAAACUCCUCGCCUUGACUACGAAAGAGUUCCUCUAGUCGAGCGUGCAUCCAAGUCUCCCAGACAGUCUCCAAAAGAAACCAAGUCUGUUACAAGCAAGAAGAAAUCCAAUGAGCCUGAGGCUGAGAAAGCAGAGGAGCAAAGCACUGAAGGUCUCGGACACAGGGUUAUCAUUCCUCUGGUUCCUCGGCAUGGUUCUGCCGAAAAAAUUAGUGGCAGAGAAAGCAGGGAUAAACUAAAUGUCAGAAAAGGAAAAGAUGAACAGGACAGCAUGCUUCUGCCACUGGAUCCAGACAAACGGCAAAUAUAUAAUGGUUAUAAUUUUGCUGUUGGUGCAAUCAACGAUAUUGUAAACGCAGAAAUGGCAAUCAAAGAAGCUGAGGAUGAAGCAGAACACCAGAAAGACAUUGAUAAGGAUAAAGAGAGAGCAGCAAAGAAGGGUGGCAAAGGAGUUAAAAGAACUAGCAGUCCAUCAACGAAGAAAAGGAAUAGCAGAGUGAGAGAACAAGAGGAGUCUGUGUCCCAAAUACAAG